AUGAAUGUCCUUAAAAUAAACACCCUUUUUCAUAUUGGACUAUUGUAUUUAUUUAUUUAUUGUUCGAACGCAGAUAAGGGGAUUGUAUGUUAUUGGAAAGAGAAUAAUACUUUUGUUCAUUAUCCAUUAGGAGAUGAUGGAUGGGGAUCACCAAAUAUUUGUGGAAAAUAUCCAAAAUCCAUAGAUGUUGAAUGGUAUGGAACAGACACAUUAGGAGGGAAUUAUACAAUUAAAAAAGGUACAGCUAAUGUUGUAGAGAAUGACCAUAUAGAAAUUGUACAAAAAGCACGACUGUCAUGGGAGAAUACUGAGGAGUGUGAUACAUUUGUCAAUUUUGAAGAAGGUCAUGGACUUAAUUCUAUUGGAUUAAAUGAGUUAGGAAGACGAUCACAUUGGGUAUUAGCAAAUACUCAUUUACCAGAUCCAUUCGUUUUUACAUUUGGAGUAAGAGAAAUGGUUUGGUCAAAUACUUUUUUAAACGUUACAAAGAAUAGUGCAGUUUAUAUGUAUACACAAGAGAUUGAAGAAAAUACUAAACCAUUUAUACGAACUACAAGAAUUAAUACAACAGAUAAAUCAUGUAUUUAUCAAUUUUCAACAUAUCAAAUACAAGAGCCAGAUGUAGAUAAUUCAGAUUUUAAAAUGAUUUCAAUUUGUCAACGACAAGAAGUUCAUAGAUAUGUUCAAUGUUUUUGGUCAAAAGGACAAUUUACUGAUUGUACGUGUAAACCUGAAAAAUCAGGUCCAGUUAAAACAAGUGAUAAUCUGAAAUAUCCUGACUGUCAUUAUCUUUCGUAUUUAUUUGAUCUUUCAUUAAAUAUUGAUAAUACAUACGUUGAAUUUGAUACAGUUAACACUACUACAUGGUCAGAUUUUCUUAUUCCACAAAGAAUGGAUUCAUUAGUAUUUAAUUUAACAGCAGAAGGAAGUGAAUAUAUUACAAUUAAUAAUGAUUUCUCAUUACCAACUUUUGGAUUUACAAUUUAUGGAGGAUUAAAAGUAAAUGGUGUAUUAACAAUUGAAACAUGUGCAGAAUAUUUAUUUAAUAAAUUAGAGUUUAAAGACAUAAUUAUUGAUUCAUUAAUAGAUGACAAUAGUAUAGUAUUUGCAGCAGAAGUUAGUCCAGAGUGUAGUAAUAAAUUACGAGAAAAAAAGAUAUUACCAGCAUGUGGUAAUUCUAUUAAAAGAUGGAUUAAAACAGAAAAAGAAGUAGGAUAUGAAAAUUGUGAUUGUGACGUUAAAGAUGAGACUUCAUUUGAACAAUUUGAUUGUCUUUCUGUAUCAUUAAUGAAAGAUAGUAAAUUAGAUUUAAUAAUGAAAAGAAGUCAAUUUGAUGGAGGAGAAAAUGAUAGAUAUUGGGAAAAUAUAAUGUUCAGUGGAAAUGGUAAUAGAACACUUAAAGGAAAAAGUCAUCAUAUUAAAAAAUGUACAUUUAGUAGUGGAAGAUCAUAUAUAAUAGAUACAAAUUUAUAUUGUGAAGAAGCUAUUAUUGAAAAAUCUGUUAAUCUUGAUGUUCAAGGAAAUAUUGACAUUAAAAAAUUGAUUAUAGAAGGAAAUUAUCAUAAUUUUAAUCAACAACCAAUUAUUAUUUUAAGUAACACAUCUAAAUUAACAGGUCUUAAAUCAAUAAACUUUCAAAGUAUCACAGAAUGUAUUGAAUUAAUAUUAACAAAUAAUAAUUAUGAUCAAAUUAAUACUGAAGAAAUUGAAUGUACUUAUGGAGAUGAUUCAUCUAAAUGUAAUAUAAUUUUAACAGAAAAAUUAUUUAGAAUAUGUCCAUCAACAAAUGAAAAAUAUGAGAUAGAAUGUGUUGUAUAUGGAAAUAAUGAUAAAAAAUGGUUUGAAUAUCCACAAUGUCCAUGUUUAGAACAAAACUGUACAAUUUUAGUUCCAACAGAAAUAACACAAAUAAAAAAUGAAAUAAAAAAGACUAAUUUCAAUGGGAAAAUAGUAAUAAAAGGAGAUAUUACAUUUAUUAAUUUUGAUGUAUUUAAUAAUCUUAUUGUUAAUAACACAGAAAAUAAUAAUAUAAUAAGUAUUACUUUUCAAGGAAAUAAUACAGUAAUUAAUAAUAUUCAGGGAAAUAAUAUUAAAGUAAUUAUUGAAGAAAGUGUUAUUAUUAAUUCAUGUACAAUUACAAAAUUAUCAAUAAAAUCUUCAAAUACUAUUAAACUAAAUUAUGAAGAUGUUAGUAUUGAUACAAUUUAUGAUACAGAAUUAAGCAAUAUUAUUCUUACUUCUAAAGUUAAAACACUUUCUGUUAAUUCAAUUCAAACUGAUGAAUAUUUAGUAAAUAAACCAUUAAUUGAAUUAGAAAGUUCAAAAGAUGAAUUAGAAGUAACAUCUGGAACAAAGUGUAAUUAUUCUAAAGUCUUUAUGAUUACUAAGAAAAGAACAAUUAAAGGAGCAAUAACACUUUCAUGUGAUAAUCAAAUAGCAUUAAUUCAUGGAACGUCAAUAAUAAAUAAUAAUGAAGAAAAAGAAGAUGAAAAAAGAAUAUGUGAAAGAAUAGGAUUUAAUAAACAUUAUUGUUAUAGUAAUAACAAUAAUUAUAUUAUUAAUGAAGAAAGUUUAGAUACAGACUAUUCAUGUCCUUGUAAUAUGAAUAAUGGAGUGUUUUGUAUUAUUGAUAUAUUAUCAACUAAUGAAGUGUUUAAAUUAGAUAAAAGUAUAAAUGAAUUAAUUAUUAAAGAAUCAAUAACGAUUGAAAUGGAAGAAUCAAUAAUUAUUUUAACUAUUUUAGAAAAUGAUGUAAAUAUUAAUAUUAAUGGUAAUAAAAAUUUAAUUCAUGUAAAUACAAGUACUUCUACUAGAAUUUCUUUUUCAGGAACAGAAAAUACUGUUAAUACUUUAACAAAUGGAUUGACAUUAAAGCCAGUGAAUAGUAAUUCUUUAAUAGUUACUAAUAGUGAAAUAAAUUACUGUACCAUUUUAUAUUUUAAUGAAGCACAUUCUUUUAGUUGUUUAAAAUGUGGAGAUUAUAUUCCAAAUAAUGGAGAAUGUCCAAAACAUAAUAUUAUUACGAAUUGUUUAAAAUAUAUUAAUAGUGGACAUUGUGUAGAAUGUAAAGAAGGAUAUUAUUUGGUUAUUGAUGAAAAAAAUCAAAUGAAAUGUAAUAAAUGUGGAGAAGGUUGUUUAAGAUGUACUUCUGAUAGUUGUAUACAAUGUGUAGAAGGAAAACAAAUAGAUGGAAAUAAAUGUAUAAGUGUUAAUGAAGAUAGUUGUGAGAUAUAUAAAAAUGAAUAUUGUUUAAAAUGUCCAGAAGGAACAUUUAAUCAAGACUUACAACAUUGUAAAGAAGAGUGUGAUAAUUCAUGUGAAUUAUGUUAUUCAGAUAAUUUAAUGUGUCCAAUUUGUAAUACAAAAGAGUUAUAUUUUAUGAGUAAUAAUGAAUGUCAAUUAAGUGAUUUUGCAUUAAGUGUAAGUCAUAAGAAUGAAAUUAUAUGUAAAACUGGAUAUCAUUCUUCAUCUAAUAGAUGCAAAAAAUGUUCAGAUGGAUGUUUAGAAUGUGAUACAGAAAAAUGUAUUAAAUGUGGUGAAAAUUAUUUAUUAUCAUCAGGAAAAUGUUUAGAUAAUACUGGAUGUAAUAAAAUAGAAGAAGGAAGAUGUUUAAGUUGUAAAGAAGAAAGAAGUUAUUAUAAUAUAGAACAACAUAAAUGUAUUGAAAUAGAUUCUGAUUGUGAAAUAAUUGAUUUAAAAGGUAAUUGUAUUGAAUAUAGAACAAAAGAAAGAUAUACCAAUAAUAUGAAAGAUAGUUUUAUUCAAACAAAUGAAGUAGAAUGUGUAAUGAAAAAUGGAGUGUGUAGAGUUUGUCCUGAAGGUUAUUAUUCAAAUAGAAUAACUUGUAAUAAAUGUGGAGAAAAAUGUAUUAGUUGUGAAGAUAAUACCAAAUGUAGAUUAUGUGAAAAAGGAUAUAAUGUUGAUGAAAAUGGAAAUUGUGUUAAUACAACAAUUCCAUACUGUACUAAUAAAAUAGAUAAUUUCUGUAUUAGUUGUGAAGAUGGAUAUUAUCCUAAUGGACUUACAUGUGAACCAUGUAUGAAUGGAUGUAUUACAUGUAUUAGUAAAGAUAAGUGUCAACGUUGCUCAUCACAAUUUUUAUUAAAUAACGACAAAUGUAUUACAAGUGAAGAAGCAAGAAAAGAUAAGUGUAUUUCAAUAGGAACAAAUGAAUGUAGAGAAUGUGAAGAAUCAUAUUAUAUAAAAGAAGGACAAUGUGAAUCAUGUGAAAAUAUUGUUAAACAUUGUUUAAAAUGUAAUCCAAUCAAAGGGAUUUGUAUAACAUGUGAAUCUGACUAUAUAAUAAUUGAUGGAAAAUGUAUGCAUUAUUCAGAAAUGUCUCAUUGUAAAGGAGCAUUAGAUGGAAAUUGUAAUGAAUGUGAUAAUUGGUAUGCAUUAGCAUAUGAUCGAAAAGGAUGUGUAAGAUAUACAUCAGGAUGGGGUGUGGCAUUAAUAAUAAUAGGAAUAACUGUAUUUAUUGGAUUAGUAAUAUUGAUAAUAACAAUAAUAAUUAUUAAUUAUAAUAAAUAUGAAGAAAAAAUUAAAAUGAAGAGGAUGAAUGGAAUUUUUGCAUUAAGACAUUGUACUGUUACAAUGAUGAGUUAUCCUACUGUUCCAACUAUUUUAACUAAUACUACUUUAAUUGAAUUCCAAGAAACAAUGGAAUUAAAUAAAGAAUAUACAAAAGGAUUUUAUAUUGGAAAUAAAGGAAAAAAUCUAGUUGAAAUAUCAUUUAAAAUUAAUAAAGAUCAAAGAUUUAGAAUAGAAUUUGCACCAGAAAAAUUAAUUUUACAACCAAAUAAAUGUUGUUAUAUUAAUUUGUUAUUUAUGCCAUAUUGUUCAUUUAAUAUUCAAAUUCCAUUUCAAAUUAUUAUUGUUGAAGAUAAUAUUAAAAAAGGAACAUUAGAUUUUAAAUUUAGUGCAAAUACUAUUGAAAGUUAUAAUAUUGAUCCUAAUUUAAUUCAAUAUGAUAAGGUAUUAAGAGAAAAUUAUAACAUUACUGUAACAAAAGGUUAUUAUAAUACAACACCAGUAAUAAUUAGAAAUAUUGGUAUGUUUAAUUAUACUGGUGAUGAACAAAAAGAAUAUGAACAACCUCUGACGAUUUUAGAAACAUUAAAUUCAAAUAAUUACAUCAGUAAUUAUAUUGGUAAAGUAAUGUUAUCUAAUAGUAAUUUAAUUCUUACUGAAUUUGCACCAAUGGGAACGUUACAAGAUAUUAUUGAUAAAAAAUUACAACUACCUCCUUUAUUACGUUCUCGUAUUAUUCUUGAUGCUGCAAAAGGAAUAGCAGUUCUUCACUCAAAAAAUUAUUUACAUUAUAACAUUAAACCUGCAAAUGUUUUGUUAAUAACUGAUGAUUUAAAUGAAUGCUCUGUUGCUAAAAUAACUGAUUUUGGUUAUCAAUCAAAUUAUAAAAAAUUUAAUAAUCAUAAAAUUGAAGUUGUUGAUCGUCCUACUUAUAUUGCACCUGAAAUUAUGACUGGUCAAAAAUUUACUUCAAAGGCUGACAUUUAUUCUUUUGCUUUAACAAUGUAUGCCAUUGAUACUCUUACUAACCCUUAUCCAAUUAAUGAAUUUCCUUAUCCUUGGUCUAUAUCUAAAUUUGUUUGUAUUGGUAGAAGACUACCUCAACACCCAGAAAUGGGAAAAGCUUUAUAUGAUAUUAUUACUAAUUCAUGGGAACAAUGUCCAGCAGAUAGAUUUUCAAUAGAUGAAGUUGUUCAUGACUUAAAAAAAUUACAAAAUUAA
Entamoeba nuttalli P19 is the source of this 5751-nucleotide messenger RNA. RefSeq names its product non-specific protein-tyrosine kinase. Gene Ontology annotation, biological process: protein phosphorylation. NCBI's taxonomy places the organism in Eukaryota, Evosea, Mastigamoebida, Endamoebidae. Gene Ontology annotation, molecular function: protein kinase activity; ATP binding. The record is from RefSeq and is a predicted model, not a curated record. The transcript is spliced from 2 exons. Bases 1 to 5751 code for a protein of 1916 amino acids.